AUGAGAGCAACAGCCUUUGUCCUCAUGGCUCUGGCACUUACAACCAUCUUCAAUGUGGGAUGUGCCAAACACGGUCAUCAGGUUGAUUGCAGUAAGUAUAGAAGGUUACCACCAUUAGAAGAGAGAUCUUGUUUUAGAAUGUAUGCACCAAUUUGUGGAUCUGAUGGCAACACUUAUCGCAAUGAUUGCUUCUUCUGUUCUGAAGUGGAGUAA
Messenger RNA from Rhinolophus ferrumequinum (greater horseshoe bat), 213 nucleotides. It is a transcript of the gene SPINK9, whose product is annotated as serine peptidase inhibitor Kazal type 9. The record is from RefSeq and is a predicted model, not a curated record. Gene Ontology annotation, molecular function: protein binding. The transcript has 3 exons. NCBI's taxonomy places the organism in Eukaryota, Metazoa, Chordata, Mammalia, Chiroptera, Rhinolophidae. The coding region runs from base 1 to 213 and encodes 70 amino acids.